CCUCGAUGGGCCACUGGGCCGAACCCACCGCAAUUGGCCGGAUCCCUUUACCCCCACGCAGCUCCAUGGCCAGCGGUGACCCGUUCGCCGCCGCCGGGGACGUCACCGGCGACUCAUCCUCCUCCAGUCCAACCACCGCGCGUCUGCUGGAAGCACUCGCCGCUCUCUCCCAAGUGUUCGAGUCCGGCGAUCCUGCCUCCUCCGGCGCAGCCACCGCCGCCGUUGUAGAAAUAUUCGGCGGAAGCGCCGAUGCCGACGCGGGAGGCGAUGCCGCGCGGCCCGACACGGCUAACAUGGUCUCAGAGCAGCUGCUCCGCGAGGUUCACGCGUUCCUCUCGUGCCCGUCCUCGAACCAGAUGGCCAUAGACGCCCUCUCUCUAGAGCUUCCGAAACCUGUGGCGAAGUUGGGUGCUAGGAUGGGGAAUUGCCGGGACAUUGCCAAGACUAUCAUUGAGCUCCUCGUGUCAAAUUGCAACCCAAGAGACAUGCUCUCCAUCCUCUGUGAGGCAUUAGAUACACCACUAGCAUUUAAUGGGUCAGCAUACUUCGUCCUUAUACUUGAUAUGCUUGCGAGAGUGCUUAUUAUGAUUCAGAGGAGACAUAUCGAGCAAGUAAAGGUUGUACUUCCUGCUGUCCUUCGAGUUAUGCAUGCUAUUAUAUCAGAGUGUGAUGAGGAACAUGGAACAACUGCGGUUGAUCUGUUCAAUGCAGCACUCCAAAUCGGCAAUGCCAUUCAAGAAAUGUGCAAAACAAUGGUUAACCACAAGAAAGAAGAGCUAUGUUUGAUACUUGGUCUAUACUCCCUUCAGAACAUAGCCCUUAUAUCAGAAAGCAAACAUCAGCAUAUUCUCUCUGCUUGUGGUUCACUUGUUCUUCAGCAUUUCAAAAUUGUUACAUUUUGUGGAUUCACCUAUUUGGGUCUUUUAACUGGUAAUGAGGUGACCUCAGCCACCAACAAACUCUCUAAAGAAGAAGAUGCUGAUUUUCUGGGCUGCUUCUCUUUCACCGUGGAAGGCGCAAGUCUUCUAGCUGUCUGGACCUAUAUGCAUGAUGACAUGUCAAAAUAUGCUGGGGCAGAGUUGGAAUCUGCAAUUAAGGAAGUUCAGGACAACUAUAUCAGGAAAUGGGAAGCAAUUAACAUGUUUAGAUAUGUCUUGUCCUCAGUUAAUUACCCAUGGGUAAUCAAAUCUUAUAGUAUAGACUUAUUGUUGACUCUAGUUGAUGAAAAUUGUAUUGAGGAAACCAAGGAUCAUGAAGAUUUCCUAUAUUCUACUCAAUUUUUUGCCACACUCAAGGCCAUUGAAAGCGUCAUGAUAGCUGCCCCAGAUCCAUUGAUGCGGAAGAAAGCUUUUGCUACUUUGAAAAAGGUUAUUUCCGUGGUGCCAUCCUCUCAGAGAUUUGAUAUCUUACAGUCCCUCAUAAAGAAUAGUAUGUUUCCCUCCUUGACUGCAAUUCACUUGGAUCUGGUGAAAAACGAAGUUGUGAGAGAGAGUAGUCGAGCUAAGGACUUGAUUGAAUCUGAUCAAUCACAAGAUGCUGGGGAUUCACCACAUUGGGCUUCUCAAUCGCUUGAAUUAGUGGAGCUGAUCUUGAGGCCUCCUGAAGGUGGUCCUCCUUGUCUUCCUGAUCACAGUGAACAGGUAUUAUCUGCUCUGAACCUUCUCAGAUUGAUCCUGAUAAUAGAUUCAAGAGGAUCCAGAUCACUAAAACUGUUCCGACAAGAGACGACACGAAAAGUGUACUCAGAGUGGUUGAUCCCACUAAGACCAGUUGUUGCAGGGGUUCAGUCGGAAAUGGAGAAGGACGACAGCGAGGGUGCAAAUCAGAUGAUGUGCAUGUUAAAUCCUGUUCAACUGGUGCUUCACCGCUGCAUUGAGUUGGUGGAGGAAAAGAUGAAAGGUUCCUAAUGUUUUGAGGUUUCGCUCAUGUUGGUAGUGUUGAGUCAAUGAGUUGUGCAGGAAAUGAUGUGUUCAAUCAGCAGGAUUCAGAAUUGAACAUUACUAUCCUGAAUUGGAUAUGGCAUAUAGCCGUCCUUCUCUGUUAUUUUAUGCUGAAUUGCUGACCCAUUGCUUGAUAGUCUUCCCAGCUGUUGUUGUGUCCGGGAACUCCAGCCAGUACCGUUUUGUAACCAACAUGGCAACAUCUGCCCCUCUAUGUCUACCUUCGUUGCUGUCUUGCUGAGUACUGGGAUGUAAUGUACUCUUUCCCUUUUAUAAUUCUUGUCGAAAUAUUACAUGUA
Brachypodium distachyon (stiff brome) is the source of this 2239-nucleotide messenger RNA. RefSeq names its product aberrant root formation protein 4. Lineage: Eukaryota; Viridiplantae; Streptophyta; Magnoliopsida; Poales; Poaceae. The record is from RefSeq and is a predicted model, not a curated record. The transcript has 14 exons. Gene Ontology annotation, molecular function: ubiquitin-protein transferase inhibitor activity. The coding region runs from base 6 to 1907 and encodes 633 amino acids. Gene Ontology annotation, cellular component: cytoplasm.